Fusarium pseudograminearum CS3096 is the source of this 690-nucleotide messenger RNA. RefSeq lists its product as uncharacterized. The coding region runs from base 1 to 690 and encodes 229 amino acids. The transcript is spliced from 2 exons. NCBI's taxonomy places the organism in Eukaryota, Fungi, Ascomycota, Sordariomycetes, Hypocreales, Nectriaceae. The record is from RefSeq and is a predicted model, not a curated record.
AUGUCUAACGCAACUCUUUUGUGUAUUGGCUCAGGGCCAGGAAUCGGCCGUUCAGUUACUUCCCUUUUUGCAACUAAGCACUACAAAAAUGUUGCACUGAUCUCUCGGCGCCCUGAACAGCUGAAGAUCGAAAAAGCUGCGGUGCAGGAGGCAGCAGGCCAGAGUGUCAACGUGCAAACAUAUGCUCUCGACGCCACUGACACCGAUGCAUUAUUGUCCGCCCUUCAUCGCAUUGAAGAAGAUCUAGGUAGAAUCGAGUGCGUUUUCUACAAUGCCGCUCGUGUUCAAAAGUCUGCCUUUUUUGAGUAUGAUCUUGAGGAGAUUGAACAAGACUUUAAGAUUAGUGUUUCUGCACUCUACACCACCUUAAAGUACUUGAUGCCCCGUCUUGUUGAACUUGCAGAUACCCCAUCGCAAUACAAGCCAGCUUUGAUCGUUACGAGCUCUAUGUUACCAUUCGAGCCGAUGCCUGAUCUAUUUGCCUUGUCACUCGUCAAGGCUGCGCAACUCAACAUGGUCCGCAGCUUAGCUCUAGUAUACAAACCCCAGGGAGUUCACGUGGGUGUUAUCAAUGUUACUGGAUUUGUUUCUGAAGAAGAAAAGGAACGAAAUCCCAAGAACAUUGCAGAUAAAACAUGGGAAUGGUUUACAUCGGAUAGAGAAGACAUGCCCUUUGAGGUUCGAAUUUAA